Molecule: messenger RNA, 3373 nt
Organism: Myotis lucifugus (little brown bat)
Lineage: Eukaryota; Metazoa; Chordata; Mammalia; Chiroptera; Vespertilionidae
Product: oocyte zinc finger protein XlCOF6-like
Exons: 4
Coding region: 211-2484 (757 amino acids)
Biological process (GO): regulation of transcription by RNA polymerase II
Molecular function (GO): RNA polymerase II cis-regulatory region sequence-specific DNA binding; DNA-binding transcription factor activity
Source: RefSeq, a predicted model, not a curated record
CGGUCGGCAGUACCUGGUCGCAGAGUCCCGUGGAGAAGGCUGGAGAGUGGUGCUCCCCGCCUCGAAGCCAAUGGUUUGAGCCUCCAGUGGUGCUCACAGCUCACAGUGGGAUUGAAGCUCGGAGUCGCCACCAGACCCGCCCAGGGCCGGGACAGGGACCGCCAUUCCUGCAGCGGCUUCUGCUCCCGCCCGGCUCAGCCCACGACGGCAAUGGCGGCGCCCCCGAUGAGGAGACGGGCUGAGGUUGGUGUGACCUUUGAGGACAUUGCCCUGUACUUCUCCAGGGAGGAAUGGAGCCUCCUUGAUGAGGGUCAGAGACAGCUGUACCUGAAUGUGAUGCUGGACAACUUUGAACUUCUAUCCUCGUUGGGUUGCUGCUGUGGAGAAGAGAAUGUGGAGUUCCUGACUGAGCAAAAGGUUUCUGGAAGAUUGUCACAGAGAGUUCACACUGGAGAAAAGCCUUAUCAAUGCAUUGAAUCUGGAAAAUCUUUUAUCGCUAAGAAUGAUGUUCAUCAACAUCAGAGAGUUCAUAAGGGAGAAAAGCCUUAUAAAUGCAGUGAAUGUGGGAAAUCUUUUACAAGGAGCAGUGUUCUUCAAUAUCAUCAGAGGGUUCACACUGGAAAAAAGCCUUAUCAAUGCACUGAAUGUGGUAAAUCUUUUACCUAUAAGUCCAAAUUUCAUCGUCAUCAGAGAGUUCAUACAGGAGAAAGGCCUUUUCAAUGCAGUGAAUGUGGAAAAUCUUUUACCCAGAAGACAUACCUUCAUUGUCAUCAGAGAUUUCAUAGGGGAGAAAACCCUUUUAAAUGCAGUGAAUGUGGAAAAUGUUUUCUAAGUAGCACUGGUCUCCAAUAUCAUCAGAGACUUCACACUGGAGAAAAGCCUUAUCAGUGCAGUGAAUGUCAAAAAUCUUUUGCUAGUAAGACGGUCCUUCAUCGUCAUCAGAGAGUUCAUAUGGGAGUAAAGCCUUAUCAAUGCAUUGAAUGUGGGAAAUGUUUUAAAAGUAGAAUAGGUCUCCAAUAUCAUCAGAGAAUUCACACUGGAGAAAAGCCUUAUCAUUGCAGUGAAUCUCAAAAAUCUUUUACCACUAAGACCGUCCUUCAUCAUCAUCAGAGAGUUCAUACGGGAGAAAAACCUUAUAAAUGCAGUGAAUGUGGAAAACCCUUUAAAAGUAGAGGAGGUCUCCUAUAUCAUCGGAGUGUUCACACUAGAGUACAGCCUUAUCAAUGUAGUGAAUGUGGGAAAUCUUUUACCCAGAGCAAUGUCCUUCAUAAUCAUCAGAGACUUCAUAGAGGAGAAAAGCCUUACAAAUGUAGUGAAUGUGGGAAGUCUUUUCCCGCUAAGUACGAACUUAAUCGUCAUCAGAGAGUUCAUACGGCAGAAAAGCCUUAUAAAUGCAGUGAAUGUGGAAAAUCACUUAAAUCUAGAGAAAGUCUCAAAUAUCAUCAGAGAGUUCACACUGGAGAAAAGCCUCAUCAAUGCAGUGAAUGUCAAAAAUCUUUUACCAGUAAGACCGCCCUUCAUUGUCAUCAAAGAGUUCAUACGGGAGAAAAACCUUAUAAAUGCAGUGAAUGUGGAAAAUCUUUUAAAAGUAGAGUAGGUCUUCAAUAUCAUCGGAAUGUUCACACUGGAGAAAAGCCUUAUCAAUGUAGUGCAUGUGAAAAGUCUUUUACCCAGCGCACUUCCCUUCAUUAUCAUCAGAGACUUCAUACAGGAGAAAAGCCUUAUAAAUGCACUGAAUGUCAAAAAUCUUUUACCACUAAGAUAGUCCUUCAUCAUCAUCAGAGAGUUCAUACAGGAGAAAAGCCUUUUCAAUGUAGUGAAUGUGGAAAAUCUUAUACCUGUAAGAACUAUCUUCAUCUUCAUCAGAAAGUACAUACGGGAGAAAAGCCUUUUAAAUGCAGUGAAUGUGGAAAAUGUUUUCAAAGUUUCAGUGGUUUCCAAUAUCAUCAGAGAGUUCACACUGGAGAAAAGCCUUAUCAAUGCAGUGAAUGUGGAAAAUCUUUUGCCAUUAAGAUUGACCUUCGUCGUCAUGAGAGAGUUCAUACGGGAGAAAAGCCUUAUAAAUGCAGCGAAUGUGGGAAAUGUUUUAAAAGUAGAAAAGGUUUCCAAUAUCAUCAGAGAAUUCACACUGGAGAAAAGCCUUAUCAAUGUAGUGAAUGUCAAAAAUCUUUUGCUAGUAAGACGGUCCUUCAUCGUCAUCAGAGAGUUCAUACAGGAGAAAAGCCUUUCCAAUGUAGUGAAUGUGGAAAAUCUUUUACAGGUUGCAAUGGUCUCCAGUAUCAUCAGAGAGUUCACACUGGAGAAAAGCCUUAUCAAUGCAAUGAAUGUGGGAAAACUUUUACAGGUCCCAAUGGUCUCCAAUAUCAUCAGAGAGUUCACACUGGAGAAAAGCCUUAUCAAUGCAAUGAAUGUGGGAAAACUUUUAAAGGUCCCAAUGGUCUCGAAUAUCAUCAGAGAGUUCACAAUGGGGAAAAGCCAUUAUGAGUGCAAUUAAUAUGAGGUAUCUCUCAGCCAAAUUUCUAAAUUCGCUCUCCGCAUAUAUGAGGCCAAAUGUGAGAAAUUUCUUAGAUGUGUAGGAAAUGUAGUUUCUUAGUUAGGACUUAACAUUAGUACAAGAAAAUUUGUGAAUCCUCAUUUUUCGGAAUUGUGUCUCAUACAUUUAAUCACCUACAUUAUGUAAACUUCCGAUUAGUGUUUUAGUUAUUGUCUUUGUUUUAUGUUGGAUCACUCUGUAAUUAUGUUGCACUUGCUAACAUACAGAGAUGUCCUGCCAGAUCUAUGCCCCUUCUUAUUUCUGUUGUUGAUGGUAUUUCACCUGAACCACCUAUAAGGUCCCUACAAAUGCCAUCAAUCUCCAUCCUCAUGUGCCCAGCAAAGCUAACUCUGCUGUCUUUUUUGUUGAAGAAAAUGAAGAAUACCUGAUCCCAUAGUUCUUUCUUGUUUCCCUGUUAUGCGUUGCCACCUAGGACUUAUUACUGUUGGCCCCAGUAUACAUGUUGCAGGGGGAAUGCUUUCCCUGAAUGCCAGUGAUGAAUUUAUUGAGUGCCUGAGUCAUCAGUGGAAGAACUGCCAGUCUCAUGUCUCUUUGGUUUGUAAUGGUGGACUUUUGAUCCAAAUCAAGAAAGAUGGUGCCAUUACAAUGCAGAAGCAUAUGAAGAUGAUGACCAUCAUCCUAGGGGUGGUGUUCAGUGUCAGACCUCUUAAUGGGGCCAGUGAAUAACACUCACUGCUGGCAUUUUAUAUACAGUAGUGAAUGAGUGAAGGACUGUGACCUUAAUAUGCUCACUACUUGCUUUGGUUUUUGUUUUAAUAUUCAAGUAUAGUAAUGUUUUAAAAAGUUCAAUGAAGAAUAAACACAAAUGCUCAAAUAUAA